Messenger RNA from Puma concolor (puma), 619 nucleotides. RefSeq names its product SH2 domain containing 1B (gene SH2D1B). Gene Ontology annotation, biological process: regulation of immune response; regulation of signal transduction. The record is from RefSeq and is a predicted model, not a curated record. NCBI's taxonomy places the organism in Eukaryota, Metazoa, Chordata, Mammalia, Carnivora, Felidae.
CAGCGUCACCUCACUGCCACCAGCCAGCUGGAGAGGUGCUUCCAAAGGCCCCUCAAGGCCACUCCUCUAAUUCCCUCCUCAGAGCCGUCCCCGGACUUGGGGAUGGAUUUCGGGGAUACCAAAGGGCUCCCCAUGGAUCUGCCUUGUUACCACGGCCCUCUGUCCAAGAAAGACUGCGAGACUUUGCUGCUCAAGGAUGGGGUGGAUGGCAACUUCCUGAUAAGGGACAGCGAGUCCAUGCCGGGAGUGCUGUGCCUCUGUGUCUCGUUUAAAAAUUUCGUCUACACAUACCGAAUCUUCAAAGAGAGACAUGGGUUUUACAACAUACAGACUGUGGAAGACACUCCCAAGAAGAUCUUUCCAGACCUAAAGGAAUUGAUCUCCGCAUUUGAGAAACCAAAUCAAGGGCUGGUGGUCCACCUUGUACGGCCCAUAAAGAAAACCAGCUCCCACCUGAGAUGGAGACGGUCACAGAUAAAGUUGGAUAAUAUUUACGAGAACAGUAACAGUGAAUAUGUGGAGGUCUUGCCUUGAAGACAAGGAGACUGAACAAAGCAAUUCGAGAAGACGUCAGGUAUCAGCUCUCACCGGUGACCCUGCUUCUCCUGCAGAUGUGGAC